CGCACACACAAUCACAGCCACCCAGCAGUAGCUAGCCACAGAACAGAUAAAUUGAUCAUACAGAUCGAGGAACAACUUCAUUGAAGCUCCUGCCUCAAUGGUGGCGGGGCGCAGCGGCAUGUUGGCUCAGCAGCUGGUACUAGGCUGCCUGGUGGUGGCGGUGGCCCUGCUUGCGCUGUCGGGCGGCGUGGACUCGGCGACGGGGACGAACGGGACGACGCCGGUCGUCAAUCCCCCGCGCCGCACCAAGUACAUCCGUGUAAGCUCCAAAAAGCGCAACUACGAGGUCUCCUGCACCGACGAAGGCAAUCCGUCGUGCUACAUCCGCUGCCCAACGCGAUGCCCCAACUCUUGCUUCGUCUCCUGCGAAUACUGCUUGAGCUUCUGCCAGUGUGAUAUCUUCCCGGGCACUUCUUGCGGCGACCCUCGCUUCACCGGCGGCGACGGCAACACCUUCUACUUCCACGGCAAGAAGGACCAGGACUUCUGCAUCGUCUCCGAUGCCGACCUCCACAUCAACGCCCACUUCAUCGGCAACCACAACCCCGACCUCAAGCGCGACUUCACCUGGGUGCAGGCCCUCGGCGUCAGCUUCGGUGAGCACCGCCUCUACAUCGGCGCCCGCAAGGCCGUCGAGUGGGACCAAGACGAGGACCACAUCCAGAUGGCCUUCGAUGGAGUGCCUCUCGACGUCGACACCGUCAAGAACGCCCGCUGGGUGUCCAAGGCCCUGCCCGCCCUGUCCGUCACGCGGAUGGACGCUGUCAACACCGUCAUGGUGGAGCUCGAUGGCGUCUUCAGCAUCUCGGCCAGUGCCGUUCCCAUCACCGACGAGGACAACCGGAUCCACAAGUACGGCAGGACGGAGAGCGACAGCCUCGUGCACCUCGACCUUGGUUUCCAGUUCCAUAACCUCACCAAGGACGUCGACGGCGUGCUUGGCCAGACCUACCGCCCUAACUACGUCACCAGGCUGAACAUCACGGCUAAGAUGCCGAUCAUGGGCGGCGCACCAAAGUACCUCUCGUCGGGUCUCUUCUCGACGGACUGCGCCGUCUCCAAGUUCCACCGCAGCGGUAGUGUCGUCACCACAUUCGCUUCUUAACUAUAUUGCAGCCCGGCCACUGAUCCGUGCCAUGAAAUAGUAAGUCAAAAAUAUCCAUCACCAGUGUCGUGUGUAGGGUCAUCUCUACAUAUAAACGUGCGUACGUGCUAGUGAGGUACACACGUGCACCCGGCCCGUGACAAGGAAGAAAUAAUAAGCUAGUAAGGAGCUCUAUAAUCGAAUAUGUUCUUCACUAUUCAUUGUUUUGAGAAAAUGUGACAUGUAAUUCUUGUUCGAAUUUGAAGUCAUCUGACUGAUGAAUAAAUUAUGCUUAUGUUAAA
Phragmites australis (common reed) is the source of this 1386-nucleotide messenger RNA. RefSeq lists its product as uncharacterized. The transcript is spliced from 2 exons. The record is from RefSeq and is a predicted model, not a curated record. Bases 98 to 1105 code for a protein of 335 amino acids. Lineage: Eukaryota; Viridiplantae; Streptophyta; Magnoliopsida; Poales; Poaceae.